Messenger RNA from Aethina tumida (small hive beetle), 5648 nucleotides. It is a transcript of the gene mon2, whose product is annotated as protein MON2 homolog. The record is from RefSeq and is a predicted model, not a curated record. The transcript is spliced from 13 exons. Bases 223 to 5136 code for a protein of 1637 amino acids. Lineage: Eukaryota; Metazoa; Arthropoda; Insecta; Coleoptera; Nitidulidae.
AUUGGUUGAGAUUUGGGUGCGUAAACAACGUCUCGUUUUAUAAAAUAAAUUAAAGUAAACGCGAAAAACAAACUGGUACGUGCUCUAAGGUGUCAAUGUGACCGUAAAUACUACAAUUUUAAUGGAGAAAACCGAAAAAGUUGCACUUUUUAAGUGACAUUUGACAGGUGCCAGCUCACCUCAAUAACAUUGUCAUACGUGGAUUUAAAUAACACCGAAAUAAUGGCUUAUGAACCACCUGCGGUACAAAUUGAGCUAACGCCGGCAUUUAUUGAAGGUCUGCAAAGCGAUUUUAAAACGUUGUCCAAUGAAUCAAAGAAGAAAUAUCCCCAAGUCAAGGAGGCGUGUGAGGAGGCUGUGGUGAAGCUCAAAGGUACCCUCAAUAAUCCACCGACUUCUAUUUAUUCUGUUGUCAACCAAAUUAUUUAUCCACUGUCUCAGGGUUGUGAAACAAAGGAUGUUAAGCUUAUAAAAUGUUGCUUGCAAAUAAUGCAGAAGCUUAUAACCAAACAAUUAAUAGACCAAAAAGGUGCCAAGUUCAUCACAAACACACUAUGGACGCUCAUGGAGUCUGGCUUGGAGGAAGUCAAAAUUCUACAGUCAGUCACGUUACUUCUCACAACAAAUACCAUAGUCCACGGCGACACACUAGCAAAAACACUGGUGUUGUGUUUCCGUCUGCACUUCGCCAAAAGCUCCACAACGAUAAACACGGCCGGCGCGACCGUUCGACAGCUCGUGUCGCUGGUGUUCGAGCGCGUGGUCGUCGAGGAUGAACGCCUGUCGAAGGACAACAAGAACAUGCAACAGCGCGAGUUCAACGUGGAAGAAUUCAAAGGGGCGGCGGGUACGGCGCCCAAGGGUCUGCCGCCGUGCGCCCAGGACGCGUUUCUGCUGUUCCAGGACCUGGUGCAGCUAGUGAACGCCGACCAGCCCCAUUGGCUCAUCGGCAUGACUGAGAUGACCAGGACGUUCGGGCUGGAGCUGCUCGAGUCUGUGCUGACGCAGUACAGCAGCGUGUUUUUCAAGAAUCCUGAAUUUAGUUGGCUGUUAAAGGAGAAGGUUUGUCCUCUCGUUAUUAAACUGUUUUCGCCGAAUAUUAAAUAUAGAAGCAAUGUUCCUACAAAUAUACAACAAGCAGCGCCUUUUGAAAAACCAUAUUUUCCUAUUAGUAUGAGGUUGUUACGUGUAGUGUCCAUUCUCAUCCAAAAAUACCACAGCUUAUUGGUAACCGAAUGCGAGAUAUUCCUAUCACUAAUCGUGAAGUUCCUGGAUCCAGACAAACCAAAUUGGCAGAGAUCACUCGCAUUAGAAGUACUUCACAAAAUGACAAUACAGCCAGCACUACUGCUUUCCUUUUGUCAGUGCUACGACUUGAAGAAGCACACCACUAGUAUUUUCCAAGACAUUGUCAACUCAUUAGGAGCAUAUGUCCAAUCAUUAUUUGUUACAACACAACAGAUCAACAAUUCAAUGUCGAUGAAUCAGCCGCAGCAACAGAUGUACUUGAGUGGCUUGCCGACAGGACCGGGCGUCUCACCGCCUCCCGGUUUUUCAUUGAGGGGCGUCUGGCUGCCGAUCGUCGUCACCUUCCCCACAGGCCAAGCUAAACCACAAUUUUUAGAGAUGCUGGACAAGAUCGACCCCGUGUCACCGCAGGAAGGUUACGGCAUAUCCGUCGCUUACGCCUGCCUGCUGGAGAUAAUCCGCUCGUUGCAGAUAAUCCUGGGCCCGCAGUCGCCGGAGGAGCCGGCAAUCCCAGUUGAACCCAGCAAACAAUUAAAAUGCCAGCUGAUAAACUCGAGUUGGUGUGGCCUGCUGGCCGCCCUCAGCCCCCUGGUGGACGCCAGCACCGACGAAUCGACCACCGAGACCAUUUUGAAGUCGAUACAAACUUUCAUCUCGCUAUGCGGCGAGCUGGACCUGCAGACGCCCAGAGAUGCGUUCAUUACGGCCAUAUGCAAGUCGUCGCUGCCGCCACAUUACGCCCUGACUGUCCUCAACACGGUGCCUUCGGGCGUCAACUUGAGACACUCCCACCAUCGCGACAGCCAGGAUUUGAGUUCGUUGAUCGUGCAGUACGGCGAGGGUGACUUCCGACAGCAAGUCGUGGCCGUUGGGACGCCACUGCCCACGUCCUCGGUACCAGCCGGCACCCACCAAGGCCCGGUUAUGCUGACCAACAAGAAUUUGCAAUCGAUGAGGGCGUUACUGAGUUUGGCUCAUUGUCACGGGAGUAUUUUGGGCACCAGCUGGCACUUGGUGCUCACGACGUUGCAACACUUGGUUUGGAUUCUCGGGCUGAAGCCCUCGACCGGGGGCAGUUUAAAGGCUGGAAGGGCUUCGACUGAACAAAACGCUGGGAUACAGACGUCUGUAAUGGCGGAUCUUCCCGUUUUGUCAACGAUGCUGAGCAAGUUGUUCGAAUCCAGUCGUUACCUCGAUGAUGUGGCGUUGCAUCACUUAAUUAAUGCCUUGUGUAAACUAUCCCAUGAGGCCAUGGAGUUGGCUUACUCCAACAGAGAGCCUUCUUUGUUUGCUGUGGCAAAACUGUUGGAAACUGGUUUGGUCAACAUGCCUAGGAUUGAAGUUCUGUGGAGGCCUUUAACUAAUCAUCUCCUGGAAGUCUGCCAUCAUCCGCAUAUUAGAAUGAGAGAAUGGGGAGUGGAGGCCAUCACUUAUCUGGUUAAACAAGCCCUGCAUUUCAAACACGCCACACCCCUUCGUGAAAAUCAAAAACUACAAACUUUGUUACUUGGGCCUCUGUUUGAGCUGUCCUCAGUGCCACACAGCGACGUAAGGAUGAGACAGCUGGAAUGUGUCCUGAAUAUCCUACAAAGCGCCGGAGAAAUUCUGCCUCACGGUUGGCCAUUAAUUCUGGGCAUUACUGGAGCAGUUAACGACCAACACGUAGAGACUUUGAUCAGGUCGGCGUUUCAGUGUUUGCAAUUGAUAAUAACGGAUUUCUUGCCUGUUAUGCCUUGGAGAUGUCUUCCACUUUGCGUUGAUACGGUCGCGAAAUUCGGCGCUCAGACACAGGAACUUAACAUUUCCCUCACGGCUGUUGGUUUGAUGUGGAACAUUUCGGAUUACUUCCACUUAAACCAAGGCAAACUGAACCAGACAGUAACAGAAGACACGACGGUGUUGCCAGACUUCCCCGGCGUCCCGAACAUGCCCAGCUUCGACAAGCUGUGGAUGUGCCUGUACGCACGGCUCGGCGAGCUGUGCGUGGACAGCCGGCCGGCCGUACGCAAAUCGGCCGGACAAACCCUGUUCCAAACCAUAUCGGCUCACGGGGGCCUCCUCAGACAGUCCACGUGGCAGGCGUUGCUGUGGCAGGUGCUGUUUCCACUGCUGAGCAACGUGAGGAACUUCUCGAACUCCGCCAGCACCGACAAAGUAGACUCGGACGGCAGCAUCAUGAUACACCACACGCGGAACACUGCGCAGAAACAGUGGGCGGAGACUCAGGUGCUCACGUUGUCGGGCGUGGCUCGGGUGUUCAACACCAAAAGACCGCUCUUGCAAGCCUUGGGUGAUUUUCCCAGGGCCUGGUCCAUUUUGUUGGAUUUCAUCGAGAAUGCGGCCUUGAGUAAAAAUAACGAGGUCUCCAUUGCUGCUUUGAAGUCGUUCCAGGAGAUACUGUUCCAGAAGAAGUCGAGCAAUCCGGACCAGAAGGUGGCGCAGCCCGACGACAAGGAAAUUUGGGCAGUUGCUUGGAAGGUUUGGGUUAAAAUCGGUAGCGAAAUCAGAGUGCCUGCGGACAAUGAAGUUACCGACGACUAUUAUAUACCCAGCCAAAAUUAUUUGAUAGCCUUAGUACAAAUUUUUCCCAACAUAUUCCUUCAUACAAGAAAUACGUUUAGUUUAGAAGAUUUAAAGCAGUUGGGCACGAUCUUGACUAACGUAGUUAGUGUGCCCGUUAACGGUGAAACGACUGCUUAUAUAAUAACAUCCUCGUCGUCAGAUUACAGUCUAACACAUUUGCAUGAUAACGUCUUACACACAAUGGAAUUGUUGCAAAAGGAAGUCAUGACUAGGAAUUCCAACAAAAUGAUCCCAGAAAUAUUCAAAAGACUUCUAUGCUUCGCCAAGUUUACGUGUUCACCACCCUCGUACACCAAAUUGGAAACCAGCAAGUCGAAAAUAACCGACUGGAUCUCCAUGAACUACGUACCUUUUGGCGAGAAAUCCAUAAAGAUGGCGGUAAAACUGUACGAGAAAACAUCAGAUAAUCCAGAAGUAAUAAGCGCCAACAUUCUGCACGACAUAAUUGCCACCUUGCAUACGCCUCUCGCCUUAAAAUACAACUGCAUGUCAAGCACCAUUUGGAAACUAGCCGCCAAUAGCUUACUGACUGUUUUAAAGAUUGGUCUCAAAGUUGCCAGAUCCCAUGGCAAUCAAUUUUUCUCCAUGUGGAACGAACUUGCCUCCACACUUAACGAUUUCCUCUUUCCUAACACAUGUCCUCCCUCCGACAAAGGUUUGGACGAAAUGGUCUCAGACGAAACCACCGACUGUCAAAUAAUAGAACUGCUUAAAACCGAAGUAUUACCCUACUCAAACUGCAUUCCGAAGGAAUUCAUAAUGCAGGUCGUGAUAUUACUGAACAAAGGGUCGAUCCAUUCGGCCACCAAUGUGAAAACCGACUGCGACGUUGAACUGACGCUCAGGGAGGAGUUCGCGAAGACCUGCUUCGAAACGUUGCUGCAGUUUUCGCUGGUUGACGGCUACAACAAGGAUUUGAUGGCUAACGGGGACGAAAAUAGUAUUGCUGGGCAGUUGGCGGUGACCAGUCUGCUGCACAGGUUUCAGGAGGUGCUUCGAAAGUAUAUUGAAGACGAGAAACUAAGUGGGAAAUGUCCUUUGCCUAGAUAUCGCUUGUCGGAGAUUUCCUUCGUAUUAAAAGCAUUGACGACGCUGAUCAUAUCCAUGAAAAAAGCAACAUCAGUGAAAGAAGAUCACAAAGCGUGGGAACAAUUAAUAAGUCUGUAUCCAUAUUUGGUGGAAUGCACAACGACAACAUCGACACAAGUAUCAAAACCGUUGAGGGAAGCGUUGCUUCAGUUCUGUGAUUUAUUGACACCUCCAAGUAAACAGAGUGGCUUGAAGAAUUCAAAUACGUUAAUUUAAUUAGUAUUUGUAAUUUUGUACCUGUCUUAAAAUAAUUCAUAUCCUGAGUAUUGUUUAUGACGGAAUAUCAGUUCUUGUCUGUACAAACGAAAUUUUUGUUCCACACUACCAAUGAUAAAUUUUGGUAAUACUCUUUGAAUGUGUUUUUAGAAUUUAUAUGCUCUUUGCAGAGCGAAUUCGAGAUCAAAAAUUGUUUGUGUUCAUAUACACAUGCCCAUUUGCCUGAUAAAUUGAUUCACAUUAAAUUUUCAGAAAUUGUACAUAUUUGUAAUAAUAGUUAAGCAUGUACUCAUCAAUAAAUGCUGGACGACAAAACUUCUAUUAUUCAGCGCGUAGAGAUUAUUAUGUUUUAUAUAUGUGAUUUAAUUUUGUUGAUGUUUUUAAUUUAUAUUAUUAAUAUACUUGUUAAUUAGCCUAGUCCAAAUUAUUUCUUGAAAAUGAUAAGUAUUAGUACUACAUAUGACUUCAUUACAACAGUUGUUUCAUUGAAAUAAAAAGGAUUUCUUAUAUUG